GGAGACGAUCAAAAACCCUAUAAUCCCGCUAUCCCCGCCCUUUCCCUCUCCGGACUCGCCCCCCUUCACCGGCCUUCCUUCGCAUCUUCCCUUUCCGAACGGGGGCUGCUGGUGAGCGCCGGACAACGGGAAGCAUACGGUGCUUCGUGGCUCGAUAGGUGGAGAUUGGGAAACCGUCGACGGUGGGCUCCUCUCUCCCACCACCCCCCAACUCAGACCUUGUUUGGCGUCCAUUCUUCUCUCUUUUCCUCUGAAUCCAGCAAGGGGGUCGUGGGAGAGAUGGAGGUGGUUAGGGCGGACGGGCGUACCCCGAAUCAACUGAGACCGCUCGCUUGUUCUCGGAAUCUGCUCCACCGAGCUCAUGGAUCGGCUCGUUGGUCCCAAGGUGAUACAAUUGUACUGGCUGCUGUUUACGGACCAAAAGCUGGAAUUAGAAAGGGCGAGAACCCUGAGAAAGCCUCUAUUGAAGUAAUUUGGAAGCCCAAAACUGGGCAGACUGGCAAAGCAGAAAAAGAGUAUGAGAUGAUCUUGAAGAGAACUUUGCAAAGCAUCUGCCUGUUGGCAGUCCAUCCAAAUACUACAACCUCUAUCAUACUUCAGGUUGUUGGUGAUGAUGGUGCUCUUCUCCCAUGUGCCAUUAAUGCAUCCUGUGCUGCACUUGUGGAUGCUGGUGUUCCUUUAAAACAUCUUGCUGUUGCAAUCUGUUGUGGUUUAACAGAGGGAGGUUAUGUAGUUUUAGAUCCAACCAAAUCAGAAGAGCAGAAAAUGCGAGCCUUUGCUUAUUUGGUGUUUCCAAAUUCCUCACAUUCUGUUCUUCCUAAAGCACCGUCAGCUGUGGAUGAGGAACCUGGAAUCAUAACAUCUGUCACCUAUGGGCUAAUGUCGGAGAGUCAUUAUAUCAACUGCCUUGGACAUGGCCAUGCUGCAUGUGCCAAGAUCUCAGAAUUUCUUAGGAAAAGCUUGCAGACACAGUUCCCAGGUGACCUUUCAAAAGGCACAUAGGCGACAAUUCUUCCCAGACCAAGAAAACUGCAACAGCUUGGAGCAUAUUUUGCUGCGUCAGCUUUAAACAUGUGGGUACAGAGCCUCAUCUGGACGGUUCUCACAGCAAGAAAACUACAAUCCUCUCAUUCAAGGUGGUUCCUGGACCAAAAUGCAGUGUUUAUAAGCUGUCUGGUCCUUGCUUCUACUGUUCAACUAAAGUAUAUGAAAAGCCAUCGACUUGUGUGCACAAUAUGCUUUUUUUGCUGCAGUAUGCACAAUAUUGUUUGCUUUGAAGUAGAAGAGAGUUCAUCGAAUGACAAUGAUGUAUUUGUUGUUGCAAUACUUGAGGUACCGAACGCUUCGGACAUCCUGGAGCCAUGGUUGAGCCUUGACCAAACCCCGGCAAUAGGGAAUGAAGUAAUUGACAUUGUCCAUUAGUUAAGCUUCAUCCGAUGAUGGUUGAAGCUAUGUAUAUCAACGUGAUUCUUCAUUAUUUCUUAUUGUUAAUGUCAUGUGGCAGCUAGAUGUUUCAAACCCUUCUA
This is a messenger RNA of Elaeis guineensis (African oil palm), 1526 nucleotides long. Its product is annotated as exosome complex exonuclease RRP46 homolog. Gene Ontology annotation, biological process: U4 snRNA 3'-end processing; poly(A)-dependent snoRNA 3'-end processing; rRNA catabolic process. The record is from RefSeq and is a predicted model, not a curated record. Gene Ontology annotation, cellular component: cytoplasmic exosome (RNase complex); nucleolus; nuclear exosome (RNase complex). Gene Ontology annotation, molecular function: RNA binding. Lineage: Eukaryota; Viridiplantae; Streptophyta; Magnoliopsida; Arecales; Arecaceae.